AUGUUCCCAGCAUUUAACAAGAAAAGAACAUGUAUGGUAUUAAUAGUGCUACUAGUGCUAUUAAACAUCAGUAUACCAUCAGUUGUUUAUUUCCAUGAACCAACAAAACUUCGUGUUAAUAAGGCAUAUAAAGAUUACUAUACCGGUUAUCAAGAUGUUGAUGAAUAUAAAAUCCAUAAUGUUUAUGCACCAAAUGAUAUAAGAUCUAAAUUGGCUAAGCAUUUCCCAUAUAAAAAAUCUACUGAAAAGUCACCUAGAUAUAUCUGGCAAAUGUGGAAAACUACAGAUAUAACUACUUUAGAUGAAAAUUUACAAAAAUUGAUUGAAACUUGGAGAACUCAAACUGUUGAAGAAAAAGGUUCAUUCCGUUAUGAAAUGAUUGGUGAUGAAACAUUAAGUGAACUUGUUAAUGAAACAUUUGCUGAAGUUCCAGAAGUUGCUGAAGCAUUCCAUAUUUUACCAAAAAUCAUUUUGAAAUCUGAUUUUAUGAGAUAUAUUUUAAUGUUUGCAUUUGGUGGUAUUUAUUCAGAUAUUGAUACAAGUCUUGAUAAAGACAUUCUUGGAUGGUUACCAUAUGAAGAAACAGUUUUUGAUAAAGAAAAUCAAGUGGGAUUAAGUAUAGGUAUUGAAAGUGAUCGUGAUGAAAUGGAUUGGGCAAGAAAUGGUAUGGCUCGUCGUGUUCAACUAUGUCAAUGGACAUUACAAGCUAAACCAAACCAUCCUUUCUAUAGAGAAUUGAUUUAUAGAAUCAGUGACUUGGCAUUGAAUCAUUUUGAUCCUGAAACAAUGAUUUUAACUAAAGGUGGGAAAAAAUAUGAUUUAAAUUCUGGUUCUGAAACAAAAUUCGCAGGUGUUAUGGAAUGGACAGGACCUGCUAUGUUUACUGAUACAGUUUUUGAAUAUUUAAAUGAAGUUUAUAAAACAAGUGAAGAAUUAAAUCCAGAAUUAAAUUUUGCAAAUGAAAAAAUCAUUGAUCCAAAUUUACCUUUAAAUUUAUUAUCAAAAGUUAAAUAUAUGGAAUUACCAGGUUCUGUACAUAAUGAAUAUGACCCAAUUGAAAGACCAUUUGGAUGGCAAAACUUAACCAAACAAGAACAUCCAAUAUUAUUCGAUGACGAUGUCUUAUUAUUGCCUCAUUUAUCAUUUGGUAAUAGACAAGGUGGUGAUUUAGAUUAUGCUAUGCAUCAUUUUAAAGGUUCUUGGAAAGGUUGA
Hansenula ciferrii is the source of this 1212-nucleotide messenger RNA. Its product is annotated as glycosyltransferase family 32 protein. Bases 1 to 1212 code for a protein of 403 amino acids. The record is from RefSeq and is a predicted model, not a curated record. NCBI's taxonomy places the organism in Eukaryota, Fungi, Ascomycota, Saccharomycetes, Phaffomycetales, Wickerhamomycetaceae. Gene Ontology annotation, cellular component: mannan polymerase complex. Gene Ontology annotation, biological process: protein N-linked glycosylation. Gene Ontology annotation, molecular function: alpha-1,6-mannosyltransferase activity. The transcript has a single exon.